Messenger RNA from Cryptococcus amylolentus CBS 6039, 1380 nucleotides. RefSeq lists its product as hypothetical. The record is from RefSeq and is a predicted model, not a curated record. Gene Ontology annotation, molecular function: iron ion binding; oxidoreductase activity. The coding region runs from base 188 to 1216 and encodes 342 amino acids. The transcript has 3 exons. NCBI's taxonomy places the organism in Eukaryota, Fungi, Basidiomycota, Tremellomycetes, Tremellales, Cryptococcaceae. Gene Ontology annotation, biological process: lipid biosynthetic process.
CUGCAUCUCAUCUCCCUCCCUCCCUAACCUCCCCCACCACCCAACUUGCCCAUCGCACUCUUUUGCCUCCACAGACACCCCCACAUACCCCCAUCGGGCCUUCUCGCCACCCAUUUCAGCCUUCUCCGAAAUCUUCCUCGCCCUUAUAAACCUCGGCCUCGCCACUGCUCCCCCCUCAAACCGCACCAUGUCUUUCCUCGCCGACUUGUCCUACAACACCACCCUCGUCUCCACCAUCACCCCCACCGCUCUCCACGCCCCAUUCUACCACACCACCCGUCCACAUCUCUUCUCCUUCAUCUCGGACAAAUAUCUCUCAAUCGCCGCUCCCAUCCUCGCCUACUGGUUCUACUCUACCUUCUUCCACUGCAUUGACACCGCCCAGUUCCCGUACUUUGAGAAGCGCCGCAUCCAUGAUUCGCCAGAGAUGCUCGCGCGAAACAAGGUGACGAUCUGGGAUGUCAUCAAGGCGGUCGUUCUCCAGCACGUUAUCCAGGCUGUGCUGGCCUGGUGGUGGAUCGAGGACGAUGAAGUGAUUCUUCAAAGAGAGAUCUACAAGGACCACUUGGCGGCUAUGGGCCAUAUGGCCCCGUGGGUGGCUGACGGGACGCUGUUGGUCUUGGGCAGGAGAACCGGCGAGCAACUGCUCAAGAACCAUGGAGAAGCUAUGGUGCGCUGGCUGUAUUGGUGGGGUAUCCCUGCUGCCCAGAUGCUCUUUGCUUUCUUCAUCAUCGACUCCUGGCAGUACUUCUGGCACCGCGCCAUGCACACCAACCGCUGGCUCUACCGUCACUUCCACUCGCACCACCACCGUCUCUAUUGCCCCUACGCCUUUGGUGCUCUUUACAACCACCCCGUCGAAGGCUUUAUUCUUGAUACUCUUGGUGCCGCGAUUGCCGAAGAAGUCUCAUUCAUGACUGUUCGACAGGCGACCUUGCUCUUUACCGUUUCUACGCUCAAGACGGUCGAUGACCACUGCGGCUACAGGCUCUGGUGGGACCCCUGCCAGCUGCUGUUUGCCAACAAUGCCGACUACCAUGACAUUCAUCACCAGGCGUAUGGUAUCAAGGCCAACUUUAGUCAGCCCUUCUUCACCAACUGGGACAAGAUCUUGGGGACAAGAAUGUCCCGCGAAGAAGCCGAUGGCAAGAGCCGAUGGAAGCCCGUCAGUGGCGACCAUGUCCUUGCGCAAGCUCCGGCCAAGAAGCUAGAAUAGGUGCCUCUCUGAGGAUCCGUCAAGAUUGGGGGUCAACGUUUUCCUUUCUUUAAUUCCAUACUGUAAUACCAUCAUUCAACACCAUCCAUAUUCGACAUUGCAUUAGUGGGCGGUUCGCUCUUCUUUUAUGAAAUACAGUUAGCAUGUAUCGCAGGUGCGGGAAG